AUGACGGUUUCAUACACUCUCAAAGUGGCCGAGGCGCGCUUUGGAGGCUUCUCUGGGCUGCUGCUCCGGUGGAGGGGAAGCAUCUACAAGCUCCUGUACAAGGAGUUUCUGUUGUUUGUCGCCCUCUACGCCUCCCUCAGCAUCACCUAUCGGCUGCUGCUGACCCAGGAGCAGAGGCACGUGUACGCGCAGGUGGCCCGAUACUGCAACCGCUCUGCGGAUCUCAUCCCUUUGUCCUUCGUAUUGGGUUUCUAUGUGACUCUGGUGGUGAACCGCUGGUGGUCCCAGUACACAAGCAUCCCGCUGCCAGACCAGCUGAUGUGCAUCAUCUCAGCCAGCGUGCACGGCGUGGACCACAGCGGCCGCUUGCUGCGCCGCACGCUCAUGCGCUACGCCAACCUGGCGUCGGUGCUGGUGCUGCGCUCGGUGAGCACCCGCGUGCUCAAACGCUUCCCCUCAGUGCAGCACGUGGUGGACGCAGGUUUCAUGUCCCAGGAAGAGAGGAAAAAGUUUGAGAGUUUGAAAUCCGACUUUAACAAGUACUGGGUCCCCUGCGUCUGGUUCACUAACCUGGCUGCCCAGGCCCGCAAGGAUGGACGCAUCCGUGAUGACAUCACUCUCUGCCUCCUCCUAGAAGAGCUGAACAAAUACCGCGCCAAGUGCAGCAUGCUGUUCCACUAUGACUGGAUCAGUGUCCCCCUCGUCUACACCCAAGUGGUGACUAUAGCCGUGUACUCAUUCUUUGCCCUCUCCCUGGUGGGCCGCCAGUUUGUGGAGCCAGAGGCAGGGGCUGCCAAAGCCCAGGGGCCCCUGGAGCCAGCGCUGGCCCCGGGAGACCCGGACAUGUACGUGCCUCUCACGACACUGCUGCAGUUCUUCUUCUAUGCUGGCUGGCUCAAGGUGGCUGAACAGAUCAUCAACCCCUUUGGAGAGGAUGACGACGACUUUGAGACCAAUCAGCUCAUAGACAGAAACCUGCAGGUGUCCCUGCUGGCCGUGGACGACAUGUAUCAGAAUCUGCCCCCCACCGAGAAGGAUCCAUACUGGGACGAGGCCCAGCCGCAGCCGCCCUACACUGUGGCCACGGCGGCCGACUCGCUGAGACCUUCCUUCCUGGGCUCCACCUUCAACCUGCGCAUGAGCGACGACCCAGAGCAGAGCGUCCAGGUGGCGCCGUCCCCGGCGCUGGCCCGGGCCGCUGUGCAGACCCCGCUGCUCAGCCCUUGGACCCCGCAUCUGCAGCGCUUCCGGGCCGAGGAGGGUGGCCACCCGGAGGGGGCGGCGGGCCGGGGCUGUAUCGAGGAGGAAGCGGCGGAAUCAGGGGAGGCGGCCCCGGAGCCCUAA
This is a messenger RNA of Fukomys damarensis (Damara mole-rat), 1344 nucleotides long. RefSeq names its product bestrophin 4 (gene Best4). The record is from RefSeq and is a predicted model, not a curated record. Gene Ontology annotation, molecular function: chloride channel activity. Bases 1 to 1344 code for a protein of 447 amino acids. The transcript is spliced from 10 exons. NCBI's taxonomy places the organism in Eukaryota, Metazoa, Chordata, Mammalia, Rodentia, Bathyergidae.